AGCAUGGCGCAGGGACUUUGAGGAACUGGGCCGCGCUCCUCACAGACUCCCAGCUACGUCCUUACGCUCGUUUUGUUUUUUUUUAAAAAAAGAGAAUGGCUUUUUACAGCGAAACCGAGGAGAAACGAGUCCCGUUUCUGAAAGAAGGCGUUCGGGAGAGGCGCCCGAGCAAUGAGAACGCGGCUGGAGCUGCGGCUGCGGCUGCCGGCAGGGCGAAGUCAUCAUUUCCCUUCCGAAACGCGUCGAAAUCCAAACAACAAAAUGGCGAACAAGUCAACGGGCCGCUCGCAGGAAGCGCCCUCGGGCUGCUCCGAGCGGACACGGGUGCGGCUCCUAACCAAGUCGCUGCAGAAAGCGAGGAACGCGGAGCCAGUACCUUUCAGAAAACCACCGAAGAUCUUGCUCGGAAGAGUUUUCAGAUUCCUAAGAAGAACAAAGAAAAGAAAGAACGCUGUCAUCUAGUACCAGUGGGCUCCAGAGAAUUUAAACAAGACAUUUUGAAAGUUCUCAAUUCUUCUUGCCUGGAGUCAUCAUCAAGUGCUAACUUUACCUACAUGAAACCUAGAUUGGUUCAUAAUGAAAGACUAGAGAGGGAGUAUGCAGAGAAAAGGAAAGAAAUGAGAAAUGAGGGCCGAACUGAAAAGGAGUUGGCAGAGUCUUAUGCAUUCUUGUUGACUGAACCAUCAAAAGUUGCCACUAUUUGUGAGAAAGGAUUGUCUGUGGGAAGUUCCAAAGUAACUGUUCUAGGAAAUCCUGCAAUGGGUAUCUAUCUUUCAAAAUACUGUGAUGUACUUCAGCCCAAUCCAAUGGAUAAUGGAAGAAAGGCAGAGAUAAUAAUUUUCAAAAUCAUAAAGGGAAGGGUAAAAGCCGUCUUGGAUAACACCACCAAGAAUUUCACCCCUCCCACACCGAAACAUGAUUGUCAUGUUUUUAGAAACCUUGACCGGGUCCUUUCCCUGUUUACUUACAAAGCAUUUGAUCUUACUCAGUUUUAUCUUUAUGAAUUUGGAAAUGAAGGCAUAAGGCAAUACCCAAGACAUGUUUGCCCCUAUGCUGUCGUAUCUUUCAUUUACAAGGAAAAUAAAGUCCCCAGCAUCGCCAAGCCAGUCACACUGAGCUCAGAAAAGAAUUGUUCAGAGAAGUCUUACUACACCAUCUGGAAAGGACAACUUAUGAACAAAGGGAGGUUUCUGUGCUUUGGUUCUUUACAGUCAGCUACCCAACCGUUCCAGCCAUUCAAAUUGCCUGAGAAACUUGACAUCGAUAUGAUUAUGAGUGUUGAUUGCUUGAAAAAUAAAAUUCCAGUGACCGUAUUCCAAAAAGCAACUUUCUCUGGGAUUCGAGAAGUACUGAAGAAUGGAAUGUAUUAUAGCUUAUAUGAACUUGUGGAACAAAGCAAAACGGGAAGGAAUUUGGAGCCUCUGCUUAAUAAACUAGAAGAGGAUAAAUUAGUUUUUAUAAAACCCUUGGAUGAUCGUGGAUUUCUGAUUUUAUUUUCUCCCUCAGAGAUGGCGGAUAAUGGACAUCAAAACUCGAAGCCCAAAUGUCUUCAAGCACUAUUUUUAUUUCCAGAGUCACGAAUGAGUGGUGUUGAAAGCAUUAAGGGAAAUACUAAGUGUAUCCCAACUGUACACAAUGAUCCAGAGGCAGUACCCCAGCUGUCAAAGAUUAUACCUGCAAUACACUUUGCUCUGGAUAAAAUUCGGAAGGAACUGCCCUGUAGCUUACAGAAAGCAACCAUAGAUGCAGCAUUUAAAAAUAAUUUAACUGAUUACCUGAAGAAUUCACUGCAAAAGGCGGCUUUUGCUGAAAACGGGAAACUUCCUCAAUUUACUAUUCCUGCUUAUGAGGAGAAACGAUUCUCUUCGUUCCAGCAGAAGAGAUCAAAUUUAUCAAGAAUCUUGCGUUCUUAUAUUUUUUUCCCUCAUCGUUAUCAGUUUGAUGUUUUUAAAGCUGUGGAGAUGUUAAACCAGUAUCCUAAUCCUAAUAUGGAAAUGCUUGAUCCUCCUGUGUUGGCUGAAGAGGAGCAGAAAUUUGAUCCUGUACCAGAGAUUAUUGCUCAGGAACUGGGGAGCCCUCAAAUAAACAUUGCAGUGGACAGUAAUGUCCUUUUGCCUUCUGAUAAUAUAGCUGAUCAUGAUCCUGAUAAAAUCCGAGAGCUUAUUGACUUGAUUUAUAGCAGGAAAAGGCUUGGGCCAGGGGAGGCUGCUGCAAUGAAUAUUGAAAAGCUUGCACACUGUAUAUCUGACAAAGAUGAUCUUGGAUUGAAAAGAAAGUUGGAAUUUGUUUCUGAGAGGAGCCACAAGCAAAUGAAGAUUACUGAAGGGUCAUUGGAAGAGGAUGCAUCCAGGUUAUCUGAUCCAGUGCCUCAAGUGACAAAUGGAUUUGGUUUUGGUGAUACUUCCUUAAGACAGCAUGAUCAAACCACAGUAUUGGCUCCAGAUACUCAAAAACUUGUUGGCUUGCUGCUUGAAGUAUUUAAAUCUCCCACUUGUCCAAAUCCUGGAACAGACUUUCAAUCAAACCAGGAAAAAGGGAUGUCUGUUUGCCCAAACAGUGAUGACCUUCAACAAAGCAUUGUGGAUUAUGAUUGGGACCAGAGUAAUGUUUCAAUUAAUGAGGAAACAAAACUGAAUCAGCAAAGCAUUGAUGCUCAUACACAACAGAAUGAACCAACAAAAGAAGAACACUCAAAAAAAGAAAUUAUACCUGGACUUGAACAAGAAAGUCCUGGGUUAGUUGACAGUGGCUCUGUUUUACCACAUAAUGAUGAUAAUUUCAGAAUAAAAACAAAUGAUCAUCCUUCUGUGGACCAUUCAUUGCAAUUAGGCUUGAAGGCAGAGUACCCAGAGGAGCAGAACAUAGGAAGUAUAAGCAGUCCUGAUGGAUGUAGUCCUUGUACAAAUGUCUCACAUGACCAGCUGUUCAGCAAGAAGGUGACCUCUGAUUGUACCAUUGAUAGUGAAAUCAAUUGGAAGCUUAUUCCUAUAACAGAUAUGAAAUCACGGAUUGAACAACUGUUCUACUUACCACCAGAGGAUUCGUGCCCUGAUGAUCCACGGGUUAUAAAUCGGAAGUCAAAUAUUAAUCAUUAUCAGUCGCCUUCAAAUUCUGAAACUGGAGGAGGCAAUGUUUUAAAGGAAUAUUCUAAGGAUUUCCAUCACCCUGUUGCAGCUUACAGGACCAAUGGCCAUCCUUUUGAUUUAACAGAUGAUUCGGCUUUAGGAAUUGAAAAUACUAUUAAAUUGGAGUACAACAAGUUCUCAGACAAAAUGAUGCAAAUACUUAAGAAGGAAAAAGUUAAAUAUGGCCCUGACAACGAAGGACUGAUUUUUUCUGCACAGAAGGUUUCAAUGCUUUCUAAAUAUUCAAAUAUUCAAAAGCACCAUAUCCCUGUCCAAAAUUACAUAAAUCAAUUACGCAAAAGAAUGAACUCAAUCAUUUCUGACUCGUGUCCUGAUAUAUCGCAUACAAACUUCCAUCUUUAUCCAUCAGCUUCUCCAGAAUUAACUCAAAGAAAACAAAAAAAAAUUGAAGGCUGUAGUGAAAUUGUACAGCCAUACACAGACUCACAGCUAAAAGGCUUUGUGUGCUUGAAAGAAGAGUCCAACCAAUGUUCCAAAUCGGGUUAUGUAGAACCAAUUCCUUGUCAAAACACUAGAGAUCUUGGAAGGGGUCUAGAAAGUGGUGCCUCACUUGCUGAGAAUAUUGUGCAAUCACAACAAAAGUCUGCACUAAGUAGUUUUACCUAUAGCUCAGUAUCUGAUUCAAAUUGCACAACUACAGUGAGAGAGGAUUCAAGUUUGAUUUUGGAUCAAACACUGAGUUUCAGGGACCAGCAGGGAUCAGCAUGUCUGCUGCAAGAAUCCAGUGGAAUUGGAGGACCUCCUGAAGCACAACCAUGUCUGACCAACUUAAUUCAAAGAUUAAACCCAGAAGUCUUUUGCAGCUUGGUUGAGAUUAUUAAGGAUGUUCACAAGAACACGGUGAAGUUUUACAUUUAUGAGGUGAAGAAGACUUCUGUGUGUGCAGAAAUUAAGGGAUAUUUAACUGGUUUGGGUAAUAAGGAAUGUCAUCCAGAGGAGUUUUUAAAAAGAAAAGCUGGUUCUGUGGAUAAAUUACUAAUUAUAAUUCAGAAUGAAGACAUUGCAUCUCAUAUACACAAGGUUCCAUUCUUGACCUCAUUAAAGAAGUUAUCCUGUGUCAGUUUUGCUGGAGUGGAUAGUUUGGAUGAUGUACAGAAUCGCACGUAUAAUGAACUGUUUGUGUCUGGUGGCUUUGUGGUGUCAGAUGAAACGGUCUUGAAUCCUGAAUGUAUUUCAGUAGCAAAACUCAAGAUAUUCCUGGACUUCCUUAACAGUUUGAGCACAACCGAAAGCAAAUGGGUCUGGAAAGUUCACUGUAAAAUACACAAGAAGUUAAAGGAGAUGGCAAGGACCAAUACAGCAGCCUUCAAUAUUCUAUCCCUUCUGAAUAAAUAUCAGAAACAUAACUUAGUAGAAGUUCUCUCCUAUCAUGAUUGUGACUCCAGAUCACGAACAACGAUUGAUUUAGACUGUUUAAUCAAACUACAAGCUCAGACCAUACAACAUAGACAUGUUGUUUUUCUGACUGAGAAAUUUAUGGAGCCCCUUUCCAAUUACGUAGAGUGUGGAGUGGUCGUUGCUUGUAUUGAUGACUUUGUGAAAAACUUCAAUAGCCUUAUUGGCUUUCAUAGUUCAAACAUGGAAGAUAAACAGCUACUAAGAUUAGGACCUCAAGAUAGCUUGCAAAAAAAGUAAAAUGUACUGGAAAGCUAGCUGAUUUUCUAGAUAAUUCUGCAGGUAAAUGCUGAAAGAAGACCCACGAGUUUUGUAUUUGGACCUGUAUUCCAAUCAACAUAACUUAUCUGAAUAUAAUUGACGUUUGUUGAAAGAAAAGUAAAGAAAAACAGAGACAUGAUGCAUUCAAAGAUUUAUGUUGGUUCCGGAAUUAAGUACAUAAGAUUUGUGUAUUCACCUGAGUGCAAUAAUGAGAAAAAUCUGAAUAUUGUGAAUAGUAUUUUGAAUGUCUGGAGUAUCUUUUUUUAUAAGAAAAAUGUAUUAUGUUUGUCAUACUUAGAAUCUGAUGUUUAUUUCUAAUCAUCGAUAAAACAUCCAUAGGUAAAACAAGACUUAUCCUGCAUAAAAUACAGGAAGUUUUUAAAAAGAUGGCAUAAUUUAUUUUAAUUCAUUGACAUUGUAAAUCUCUUGUAUAAAGUGUAUAUUACUUUUUUUUUGGAAAAGUGAGGAAUUCCAAGGGAAUUAAGCUGGUACAGCUUAAAACAAAUUUUAAAAAGUGGAUAUCUUUUGCUGUUUUAAGAGCAUAACCUAAAUCAGGAAUACUUUUUGUUUAAAUAGUACAUUUCCUACUAAUGGAAAUUGCCUUGGAGUUGAGCCUGAUUGGGCAAUGGAGCUAAUAAAUGAAAAUGAUUCUGGAACAGUCUCAAGAUUGAUAAUACAGUUCAUGAUCUGUGGCUUCUACUUUGGGAGCUUAGAAUAAGUAAACCUUGGUAAACCUACGAUAGACCAUGGAAUGAGAGUCUGGGGAGAGCCAGUGUUUGGUUAUCAUAUUAUGCUGUACUUAGAAUGUCUGCUAAUGUAAGAUUGAACUGUGGAAAUGGUACAUUAUAUCAUAAAAGUAUAAAUGUUAGUGACUGGCUCAGUUAAGUUUUAAAUUUUAUUUUAAAAAUUGUCAAGGAAUGUUCAGGUUUUUAAGAUAUCAAUGAAAAGAUUAUCAUGUUUAAAUUUCCUUCUCAAUUAUUUGACAAAAAUAUUUUCAUCGGUAAUUUCUAAUGGCCAUGUCCAUUUUCUCCCAACUCCAUGGAGUUGGGAAAAGUGGAAAAUGCUGAUGCAGAAAACUUCUGAACAAAUGAAGGAAACAAUGAAGAAGAGGAUAUGUCAUUAGAUUCUGAAGAUAGCUUACCACAGACGGAAAUCUGUAUUGACAAAUCUAAGGCUCUGAAUAAUAUUGCUAAUAUUUCACAAAAUGAAGUACAACGGAUUAAAGGAAAAUGGACUCACUCAUUUGAGUCCAUAGGUCAAGCAUUAGAGGAUGCAACUUCAAAACUGAUUGAAACCAAUAUUUCUACAACCUCUUUGCAAAUGGUCAAAGCAAAUGGCAAAGACUCUAUUUCUACAACCUCUUUGCAAAUGGUCAAAGCAAAUGGCAAAGACUCUAUUUCUACAACCUCUUUGCAAAUGGUCAAAGCAAAUGGCAAAGACUCAGGAGGAGGAACAGGAUUUGCAUACACCAAUAAUUCUUUCUACUCACAUUCACAAAUAGAAUUGAACUACAGGAAUUUUAAUGUAAUUACUCAGUUUUCUAGCAAGUGGAAUUAAGCCAUUAUAUAUUUCAUCUCUAAAUCAGAAUUACCAAGACGGUUAUUUUUUACCUGGAUGUGAUCAAAAUUAGGCUUGUAAUAACAGCUGGGAAAAUUCCUGGUAUUCAAAAUUACCAAGCCUGUCUUACCAGCAGUGAUGGCGAAAGAAACAUGAGCAGUAUCAUUGAAUUUAGCAUUUUUGGUGGAGUUUUCCAUUGAAAGCUUAUUCAGGUUGAAUGCAUCAAGUAAUGUCACCACUGUAUUCUUAUUUGUUCCUUAUCCUUUGCUUGAUCCUGAUAGGAUUUUAUUCCAAAGGACAACUAAACAGGCAUAUGAAUUAGUGACUUGGUUUGAAUAUUAAACUGUUGAGUUAGAUGUACUUUCUUUUACAGUAACCAUGAUUCUUCCUCAAAACUCACUGCUUAAAAAUGACCGUUUAAGACUAAAUUUCCACAAAAUCAAGUGUUUUUUUUGUUUGGAACCAUGUAUCUGCAUUUAUUUUUGUAAACAAAAAUAGUCAAUCAUUUUCUGGUGUAUAGUAUAAGAAUUCAGGUCUUGCAGUCAGAAUUGUAGAGAGCUGGAUAUUCUUCACAGCUGCUUGGUUGUAACUUACGGCCAUGUUACAAGGGGUGAUUGAUAAGUUUGUGGCCUAAGGUAGAAGGAGUCAAUUUUAGAAAACCUAGCGCAUUUAUUUUUCAACAUCAUCCCCUCCUACAUUUACACACUUAGUCCAGCAGUCGUGGAGCAUACGGAUCCCUUCUUUGUAGAAGCCGACGUCUUGGACCUCACGGAAGUGGUCCACAGCAGGGGUGAUUAGGUAGAAGGAGAUGAGUUAUUAACUUCAAACUUUCUGCAUAAUCACUCAGAGUUGAACUGCAUGUGCAUGUAACGAGAGUUGUAGAACUCAUCUCCUUCUACUGUAGGCCAUGAACUUAUCAAUCACCCCUGCUGUGGACCACCCUCUGGAGGUCCAAGAUGCUGACUUCUACAAAGAAGUGAUCCGUAUGCUCCACGACCGCUGGACUAUGUAUGUAAAUGUAGGAGGGGACUGGAUUGAAAAAUAAAUGUGCUAGGUUUUCUAAAAUUGACUCCUCCUACUUUGGGCCAUGAACUUAUCAAUCAUCCCUCAUAUGCUUUUUUUAAUAAGAAAUAACUCAAACUGUACUGUAAGCACUUCUUAAACUUUAUAGCAUGUUACACUGAUGUUUAAUCAGUUUGUGAAUAAACUAAGUAUAAUGGUUAUUGGCUGUGUUAUCCAUUUUAUGGUGUGGGUCUGUUCUGUAUGUAAAAAGUGUAGAUUGAGCUAUUGGAUUAAAGGAUAUUUUUAAUUUUACAGAAAAAUGACAUACUUUUGACUUGCAGUUAAUCUUUUGAUACACUUAAUUUAUUUUGUACAAAUAUUUCAAACCAUUGUUUUUUUUUAAAGUUUUAUGUGGUUUUCUCUCUGGCUAUAAGUGUUUUAUUUAAUGUCCUUGCAUCAGUACACUGGUUGUUAACUGAACAUUCAUUUACCUCAAUGUAUAAAGUCUAUUUUACCACUUGUUCAAUCUAGCAUUAAAUAAAACACUUGCAUACAGAUUAACUUCAUUGUUUGUGCACCUGUGUUUAUACCUGUAAAUAGUAAAAUUGUUAUUACUGUAUAUUAAAAGUUUAAAAACAGGCUUCUAAAUAAGUGUCAU
Molecule: messenger RNA, 8019 nt
Organism: Mobula hypostoma (lesser devil ray)
Lineage: Eukaryota; Metazoa; Chordata; Chondrichthyes; Myliobatiformes; Myliobatidae
Product: protein TASOR-like
Exons: 22
Coding region: 96-4781 (1561 amino acids)
Biological process (GO): protein localization to heterochromatin; negative regulation of gene expression, epigenetic
Cellular component (GO): heterochromatin; nucleoplasm
Molecular function (GO): chromatin binding
Source: RefSeq, a predicted model, not a curated record